Messenger RNA from Meloidogyne enterolobii, 1131 nucleotides. Lineage: Eukaryota; Metazoa; Nematoda; Chromadorea; Rhabditida; Meloidogynidae. The record is from the annotation of a GenBank genome assembly.
AUGAAUUCAGCCCAAAGUUAUUUUUUAAUUUCCCUUUUAUUAAUUAGUGCAUUAAUAGCAAUUAUUAGCCUUUUAAUUUUGGCAACUGAUCAGCCUGAUUCCUUACUCGAAGGAAAACACAGAAUUGCCCUUCCCUUACCCAGAACAACCACUACUCCUAUAAUUACUACAACAACAACCAAUUCUACAAUAAUCCCAGAAAAUUCUAAAAAUAUACAGAAUGCCAAAAAUAAUUCAUUGCCAAAUAUUCCGACUAAAGAGCCUUCAAUUAAUGAAUAUUUACUUGAGAAGAUCACAGAGUUUGGGCCGUCUAAUGGAGAGUCUAAAUUUAUGGGGCUUUCAUUAGUUUUGGAUAAUGAAUGGAAGGAACGUUUAUUAUUAGCUAAAGCUGAUGGCCUGAUUGAAUUGAGGGCGUUGGAUACAAAUGUUGUACGUUUAAUGAAACUGCCAAUGUCAAUUUAUCGUCUCCGGCCUUUAAAUUCUACUUUUGCGGUGGUACUGGAUUCAAGCUUUAAACUUUUACAGAUGUGUAAUAUGGAAACAGGAAUUGUUUUGGCAGAACAAAUAUUGGAGCGACCUGCAAAAGAGAUUGUUGUCGAAGGAAAUAUUGUUUAUACGCUGGGAAGAUUUGAAGCUCGCAUUGAUGCUUUCAACAUUUCUAACAAACUAAAACCUGCCAAUUCUCCUUUACCAAUUCGUUUGUCUCACCAACAUUGCCAAUCUUUGGCACGAGGUGGAGAACAAAAAACCCGUUCUUUAUUAGUUGCCUGUCCUUCUGGGAUUCUUCAAAUUGCCGUACAAAAUGGACAAAUUUUACGAACAUUUAAUGAAAUUAACAACACAUUAGAAUCUAAUCCAACAAUGUCAAUAAGUGCUUUACAAAUGCUUACUGGUCCAGAUGGAAAUGCUAUUUUAAUUGCUGCAAGUAGGAUGAGACGUGAAAUGUUGAUGUUUAAUUUGGAUGGUAAAUUAACAGCACGAUUAAGAAUAAAACAAGAAAAACAAGCUAAUGAAAAAAGACUCUGGCUUUGGACUGCAUUAGCAAUGUAUGACGAUAAGAUUUAUGCAAUGGAUUAUAUUGGAAAUAAAGUUGAAGUUUUUAAUUUUCAAAAAAUUGAUAGAAAUGUGUGA